AUGAGUGAGCAACGUCCUGGAGCUGCGUACGAAGUCUACUCUCUAUGUGAGGAUCUCGUGGACAAACUGAAGCUUUUGGAGUAUGAAAAAGAGCUUUUGCCGAAAGUUGAUGGAUUCAAGAUUAUUCCACGGUAAGCAAUCUAUCGUAUAAAUAGACAUAGGUAUAUGUUUACUAUAAAUUGACCAAAACUUAAAAUUUCAAAAAUAUUUUUUAAAAUUCAAAAAUAUAUUCAACAAGCUCAUAAAAUUCCAUUUAGACACUACUUUGCUCAAUCCACAAACUCAGGAGAGCAGUUUUUCAUGUUCACCGAGUUGAUUGCAUGGCUAAUGCGCAAAGCCCAGUGGAAGGAUGUUAAUAUCCCUAGUUUUAACGAUGAUCCUAACAUGAUAGUGAAUAUGGUAUUAGAAGCGUUGAGAGCAAAAGGAAUUGAGGGGAAUUAUGCGACACAAAAGUUGAAAAACGGCAGUGGUCGACAAUGUGUGGAGGUGUUACUGGCCGUCACUGAGGCUGCUCUUAUUGCCAAUUCAUUUCAGUUCGAACGGUAUGGAUACGAGAGUUUAUACAAACCACAAAAUAAUAAUAAAAGAACUAAUUGAAUUUUCAGAAUGAUACCAAUAGAAACACAGGACGAAAACGAAGAAGCAGAUCAACAACGAGAUGAAGAAGUUCAGUCAGAGGUAAGAUGUUAUAUAAGAAAGAGCAUAAAUUCGAUUACAAGACUAAAAAAUGGUUAGAACUUUCUCUCUAUAGCAUUAAUUGGCAAAAGCUUUCAAAACAAAAAAUUGUCAGUCAUCGUAUAAAUUGUCACCUGCAGGCUGCACACGAUUAUUUUUACUUUUUUAUAUUGAAAUAGCAGGAACUUUGUUUACAAAACAAGACCGUUCUUUAAAAAAAGUAAAAUGACAAAAACUUUCUUUACAGGACAAUGACAACAAAAAAUUUAUUUACAGAGUGUAAAAUUACUAUAAUACUUACUUUUGACUCUAACCUUGAAUAGUUUUUCAGACAGACGAAGAAAGCCUUGGAAUAGCUGAAGACGAAGAUGACGUUGCUGAAAUAACUGAACAACGACCUUUAGACAUACAAGAAGAAAUGUUCAACGUAGGUUACUAUACAACAACUUUUUUUCACCGUAGCCAUCAUUAAGACAAUGCUGAAUCUAAAACUAGGAUAGAUAUGGCAGCUACGGUAGAAAGAGUAUGGUAAUGUAGGUGAGGAUAGGGGCAGGGGUCAGAAGCGGGCCGGGCCCAACUUUAGCUCAAGGCCGGCCCGUUUCUUACCUUGAGAUAGGGUAGACUAAGAUAAGGGGAGAAUGUAAGGUAUGUAAGGCUAGAGUAAGGAAACAAACCUGCCGUUCUAUCCUAUAAUACUCUGUUCGAAAAGGGGUUUAACCUCCAUUUUCGAGUUCAAAAUUCCAACAGUUUGAUACUUUAUAAAAUUUUACUGUUUCAAAAAUUACAACAAAUUUGGGAUAAAUAGUAAUCAAUUAAACAACGAUAGGAUAAAUUGACAAUAAAUAUAGAUUGAACAAACAGAUACAAAAUUGAAUAAAAACCUAACUAUUCGGCUCAAAGGUACAAUAACUUGCUACAAACCAAGAUCUACUCUAAAAUACUCUACUCAAAAGAUACAAUAACUUGCUACAAAAUGAAAUCUACUCUAAAUACUUCUAAACGAUACUAUAACAACAUACAAACAAAUCGUUACUAAAAUACUGCUUCUAAGGGCCUACUCUAAAUACUCUACUGAAAUGAUACAAUAACGUCCUACCAAUCGUUAUCUUUCCUACCUAAAAUUCAAGAACAAUAAUAACAAAAUGAUAAACUAACGUAAUUUCCUGUAUCGGUCACGGUGUCAGUGUGGUGUGUGGGUCGUCUGGGUCUGUGAUCGUCGUCGUCGUGGGUCCAGGGUGUGGGGUCGGUGGGUGUGCGGGUCGUCUGGGUCUGUGAUCGUCGUCGUCGUGUUGUUGGCUUGCUGGAUCAGUUGGUCGACCUCUUCUUGAGUGCACGUCGACCUCUCUCCUCGUUGUCAGUCCACACAACUGAAUUUUCAACCCAAAGACAAUGACAAAACCAUUGCCUCAGGUUUCGGCCGCGAAAAAAGCCAAAUCGAACGAGAAAAGAGAACGCUUUUUUGCGUCGGUUCGCGCCCUGAUCAGUGCGGGCUGCGCGAUCUUUUUCUCCGAAAGGAUAAUAAGUAAAGGUUUAAAUUACAGUUUAAAAGUGUUUUAAUCAAAAUAGUAAAGUCUAAAUUAAAGUAGUAAAGUAAUAAAGUAUAUUUUAACUCUAAUAUCUCACAAUUUGUGAGAUAUUUGACAACUCUAUAAUAAAAAAAUAUUCAGACCCAAGAACCCCUACAACAAAUCCUCCACAGUACCACAACAUCAGACGCGAUUAAAACCGAGUUGGAUCGUGUGCUUCCUCAACUACGUGUCACUGUACGUGCUACUGAUAAGCAUUGGAAAAUGCAUUCAGAACAACUGUCACAACUUCAAAAGAAUCUCAACUCAUAUUACGAAAGUAUUCGACCGUUUUUGGCCCAACUUUCCGGAGAUUUGAAACAAAACGUGGACAAGAUAAACUCAAGAGAAAAACACCUGAAUGAGCAAUUACACAAUGUACUACAGGAGUACAGAGUGGCAAGGAAUUCUUACGUUGAGAAUAUGGAAAAGUACAAGUAAGUGGAUUGUAAAGAAAUUUCUUGCCAUUUUUUGUGUUGUAAAGAAAGUUUUUGUCAUUUUUUUUAUUACCAAGAAAGUUUUUGUCAUUUUUUAUUUAUUACCAUCUUAAGUUGUUGAAAACAAAUUCUUGCCAUUUCACUUUUCAAAACCUUGCCACACAAUUUCAUUCCAGAGAAGCCAGCGUAGGCCUAGAUCAACGACAACAAACCCUACAACAAAUUGGGGACGAAAUCGACCAACUAAAACAACAAAUCGAGCGACAAGGAGCUGAAAACCUAAAUGGGGCUUCAUUGAUCAAAAUCCAAUCAGCAAUUACAAAGAUGGAACGACGAAUCUUAGAAGCUACCGUACAAAUUGCUGUAGUUGAACAACAGCUACACAAUGGAGAACUGAAUGAAAAAACUUCUAACCUUUACGGAAUGUACUAA
This is a messenger RNA of Bursaphelenchus okinawaensis, 3109 nucleotides long. NCBI's taxonomy places the organism in Eukaryota, Metazoa, Nematoda, Chromadorea, Rhabditida, Aphelenchoididae. The record is from the annotation of a GenBank genome assembly.